UUUUUUUUAUGAUUUAAAUUCGUGUUCUGAUGAACAUAAAUCGAGAUGUUUGUUACUGGAGCUAAUCCGCUUCGUGAAAGUAUAAAAUUGUACGUUCGGUCUUUUCUUGAAUGGAAAUUUUCAGGCCCACGAUCAUAGGCGCGCGUUGUUUCCACUCUGCCGAUUUCGGAUGCCGAUUUCGGAGACACCAAUGGACGGACGAUGGGAGAUUAGGCUGUGAUAGAAGACAACGGUGACAGUCAGGGUGGUAAUUAUACAAAAUUACGUGCACUCACUAGGUUUUUCAAACGAGCGCCAGAAAAUAAAAUCCCGCAGGCUGAAGAGGUCGGAGAACGUUAAAUGAAACAAAAGCGCGCCAUAAAAAUAGGAAAGAAAUCUAUCUGAACCUGAUGGGGGUGUCUCUGAGAAGCAACAAGGGCUUCUUAUCUUCCUUUAGAACCCUAAUUAACCAACAGAGAUUUAAAUUUAACCAUACAUUGACGGAAGUAAAACCGCAAGAUCAAGUUUACCCAGAAUCGGGUCCCGAUUAUGUGGCUUUUCAAUCCCACAUGGAUAUGUCAAAAUGGAAAAAGUUGGAUUCAAGAAGCUUUGGGAUACAUCGCUUCAAUAUAACCGAGCCUUCUCGGAUUGUUUUGAACAUUCUGCGGAAAGAAGGGUUUGAGGCAUACCUAGUGGGUGGAUGUGUAAGAGAUCUACUCCUUAACAAAACACCUAAAGACUUUGAUGUGAUAACCACUGCCAAGCUUAAAGAGAUCCGGAAGAAAUUUCGUAGAGCAUAUAUUGUUGGACGACGAUUCCCAAUAUGUAUGGUGCGUAUUAAAGAUACUGUCAUUGAGGUAUCCAGUUUUGAUACAGUGGCAAGUCAGAUUGGCAUGAAAAAAGAGCAUCAUUCCACCCACACGCCACAUGGCUGUGACAAGAAAGAUUUUAUUCUAUGGAGAAACUCCAUGCAGCGGGACUUCACGGUUAACAGUUUAUUCUUUGAUCCCUUUAUGAACAAAAUCUAUGAUUAUGCCGAUGGAUUGGUGGACUUAAGGUCCUCAAAACUACGAACGUUAAUCCCUGCUCAAUUAUCAUUCAAAGAGGAUUCUGCAAGAAUCUUGCGUGGCAUAAGACUUGCUGCUCGUCUUGGCUUAUCAUUUUCGAAGGACGUUGAGACUGCAAUUCGUAACCUUUCUUCAUCUAUUAUGCAUUUAGCUGAGGCUAGAAUAAUGAUGGAGUUGAACUAUAUGCUUUCUUAUGGAGCUGCUGAGCCUUCUCUAUGUCUACUUCAGAGAUUCAAUCUGCUUAAAAUCCUACUUCCAUUUCAAGCAGCCUACCUUGAUCAACAACAUAGUGUGAAAACUGAUCAAAGUUCUAUGAUGUUGAUGAAACUAUUCUUCAGUUUGGAUAAACUGGUUACCUGUGAUCGACCUAUUAACUGCAGGUUAUGGAUUGCAAUUUUGGCAUUUCACAUCGCAUUAGUCAAGAACCCUCAAGAUGCUCGUGUAAUUGUUGCUUUUGCUUCUAUCCUGUAUCUUGGAGAGUGGAAAGAAGGUAUUAAAUUUGCCAGAGAAAAUACUGAAGUUCAAGUUAAUUUCAUACCAGAGAUCUUGAGGUCCUUCAAAUUUAAAUCGGAUGAAGAACUUGCAAAAGAAGUGUCUCAGUUUGCUUCUUCAGUGCAAUAUUCUAUAGAUGCUUUAAUUGACAAAGAGAGUUUGUCUAAUUCAAUGACCAGAUACCCCAUUUUCCAAAGCUCUGGUUUGGUAUUUGUUUCGAAAAAGAUGGGACAAGAUGUUGCUGAAAUUUUUCAAGUUCUUGCCAACAAUAUUGAAUCCUAUAAGAACAGAAGAAAGAGUUUCAAGAUUGAUUACAACAUGCUUGGACAAGGUCAUUUGUGUGAGACAAGAUUUGUUCUAGGCAAAGUUAUUCUUGAAACUAUGAGCUGUGGGACUUUGGAAGCAGGGGAAGAUAUUGAGCAGGAGAUCAACCAUAUGCACCAAAGCAUCAUGGAUGAAAAUGACGAUAUGGAACUUUACAAUAAGGUAAAGAAGCAAGUGGAGGUCAAGAAGGACAGAAGACAAGAACUAGCCAAGAAGCAUAUUUCUGUUAAAAAGAAAUACAGCCCUGAUGAGGAGGAGGUAGUUCUAGGGAAGCAUGGGGUGGUUGAGACAGAGGAGUGCGAAGAGAUAACUAAGGAGAAUCAGAAGGUACAUGAAACAUUCAUAGAGAUUUCAGAUCAAGAAAACAUGCCGGUCAAGAGUACUGAGGAUGAGGAAAUUGAGAAUAUGAAAGAAGAUGUUGAGAAGUGCCAGGAUAAGGAUCAGAGGCCUUUGAGGCUGAAAAAGAAGGCAGAUAAUCAGCAGAAGGCAAUCAGGCAGAAGAUAAAGAGAUACAAACAAAACUCUGAUAAAGAGAGAGAAAGUAGUUUAAUACUUUCCAGUCUAUUUAAGUGAACAUAUUUUCAGUCGUAAAUUAGAGGCAACUCUUUCCUGAAACAGCAAAAUGGUGAAAAACCACCUCCUGGUUGUCAUCGCACGAUCACUUCCUUUUCCGCUUAGUGAUUCCUUAGGAACCUUAGCGUACGAUCUGUGGGCUGUUUCCCUCUCGACUUUGGAUCUUAGCACCCCAAAAGUCUGUCUGUAUUCAUGAUCUAGGCCUGUAUUCGGAGUUUCCCUGGGGUUGGUAAGGCCAAAUGGGGCCACCCUAGCCCAUUGAUUGCUCUACCUCGGGCCAUCGACGUCAUGCGCACUACUGAAAAUAGAUUUAAGUGAAAUUGUAAUAUCAUGCAAGGAAAGAAAGAAAAAUCCUUGUAACAGUUUUGAUAGCCAUAGGUAGCAUCAAUUUUGUGUAUUAAUGUAUAUUUUUUCAUGCUUGGAUUAUAUUUAGAGAUAUUGAUGGGUGGGUCAUCAGCUGCCAUGCAACCAAGCAUGGCCAUUUCAAUGUAAAAGCUUUAAAGCUGCUAGUAAAUUAUAUUCAUGCAUUAGAGGGUAAUUUCCUUAAUAAAAAGAAGCCUAUUUUCUGAA
Molecule: messenger RNA, 3005 nt
Organism: Ziziphus jujuba (common jujube)
Lineage: Eukaryota; Viridiplantae; Streptophyta; Magnoliopsida; Rosales; Rhamnaceae
Exons: 15
Coding region: 390-2435 (681 amino acids)
Biological process (GO): RNA processing
Molecular function (GO): RNA binding; nucleotidyltransferase activity
Source: RefSeq, a predicted model, not a curated record